This is a messenger RNA of Ectocarpus siliculosus, 1272 nucleotides long. The record is from the annotation of a GenBank genome assembly. Lineage: Eukaryota; Phaeophyceae; Ectocarpales; Ectocarpaceae.
AUGACUGAACAGGACCAACAAGCACUGCAGAAAGGAUUCCAGGGCCUGGGAGACAACAUCGACAGAUUCUAUGCGAGACCCUUGCAGAAGGCCGCGUAUUUGUGCAUGAGCAAGUGCAACGACAACAGCAAGAUGUCCAGCGAAGCCGUCGCCGCGUGCAUGAAAAGGUGCGAGGGCCCGCUGCAGGAGAUCAACAAGGUCGUCCAGGAGGAGGUUGGUGGCUUGCAGAACCGGAUGCAGCGCUGCGCCAUGGAUUGCGCCGCCGAUGCGAAGGACUUGAUUCCGGCCGGGGCGAAAGAGGGGGAUGCGGUUGUGGAGCGAGCAAUGGCGCAGAACAUCAAAUGCACAAGCGGGUGCGCGAAGAAGCAUCUGGCGCUUCUGCCAAAUAUAGAGGCGAAAAUUAAGGCGGUUGCGGAAAUGGUGGCAAAAUCGAGUUGACGAUCCACGCCGAAGGAUGUUCGCUGACUUUUCUUUUUUCUUUUUGAAGAAAGGGAAGGACACACCUUGUUGCUACUUUUGAUAAAAUAGUUGGAGCCAUUUCGUGCUUCGUUUCAGUACGGUAACGAGAUUGUCCUGAAAAAAUCGGGGGGGCUCCGGUGCACAAAAUUUCCGUUGGUCCCCCCGUCACCGAAAUUUUACAUUUUGGGGCUAAUAGUUUGGUUUUGUGCAUGAAGAGAGUGAUGAGGGAGGGCACUGAAGGUUCCGCGCAACUCCUGUUGGGAAAAUAUUUCAUUGCGGCGUUCCCAUGUGUGUCGCUCGAUACGUUCGACGGCACGGCGUUAAUUCGGGCUAGCCGGCGUAAUGAUUUGAUCUGUUAACUUGGAGGUUGACAACGUUCUUGCGAGAAGCGAUAUGGUGGUCCGGUAUUGUGAAAGGGCUGUUUUCCGUUGUGCUCGUUAACUGCUGUGCCGUGCAGCGACGUUGAGCUGCCACACACUCCAAGAACGGGAUGGAAGGCGUGGUAGAGGGAAGAUGGUCGGAACGGUUCUUAAGAUAAUGUCAAGACAACUUUUGAUCGAUGUCGAUCGAUCUUGGGGCACACCAAAUGGAGAGGCUUGUUGACCGUUGAUCUCCCCAGGCACGCGGAACAACCCGCAGGGCUAUGCACACGCAUAUGUACGCCAGUCUUACUCUUGCCCGUCUCUUGACUCGCGACUCAGCACAUUGAUUCUGUAUCCAAUGAUGAACCGAAUUUUCUUGGAGACGACUCGUUCGCCAGUUUUUUUCUUUUAUUUUCUGCGUAUCUAAAUCCCCCGAUGAUGGGUAUUUCGU